GCCUCGGUUCCUCGUCGUCACCGCUGAGGUCCACCUGCCUAGUCUGACUCUCCGACUGGUCCACUCCACCGAGAGCCGCCGAAAUUCUUAAACAGCUCGGUGUUCCUACAGUCUGUUGUAUAAAAUGAGGUGCAGUGAAGUUGAAUUUAGACAGUGAAGCGCCACCUCUGCCGGGUGGAAAUGCACGACGAAAGCGGCAAAGGAGCAGACUAUGGAAGCUCCGCCGGAGGAGCCACAGCAGCCAUAGCAAAGAAUGGGCAUGCUGUUUCUCCAAAUGGCUACAACCCAGCAAUUACACCGACCCCACCGCAGCAGUCUGACACCCGAGUCUCCAGUCCCGUUCCCGCUCCGGCUGCGAUUAUCCCAAGGGACCAGUGGGGCGGGAAGUACGAGUUCCUCCUGUCCUGCAUCGGCUACUGCGUGGGUCUGGGCAACGUGUGGAGGUUCCCGUACCUGUGCUACCGCAAUGGAGGAGGCGUGUUUCUCAUCCCGUAUUUCAUUAUGCUGUUUGUGACGGGAGUUCCUCUCUUCCUCAUGGAGCUGAGUUUAGGCCAGUAUGGCUCCGCUGGCCCAAUCAUGGUGUGGAAAUGCUGCCCUCUGCUUAAAGGCAUUGGGAUUGGGAUGCUGUGUGUGUCCACGUUGGUGUGUCUCUACUACAACGUGAUCAUAGCGUGGACGUUUUACUACCUGGGCAGCUCUUUCCAGAGCCCCUUGCCCUGGUCAUGUGACGCCGUGGCCAAUGUCGCUAUCUGUGCUAAUCGCACCGUUGGUAAUAGCUCCUCGGGAAGACCCCGAUCCCCUACAGAGAUUUUCUGGAACGAGAAAGUACUGGGCGUAGUGAACAGCGAGGGUCUUCACGACCCGGGCCCUGUGCGGUGGCCCCUGGCUCUGUGUCUGUUGGCUGCCUGGAUCAUCAUCUUCCUCUGUAUGCUUAAAGGCAUCCGCAGCUCUGGCAAGGUGGUUUAUGUAACAGCCACCUUCCCAUACUUUGUCCUGAUUGUUUUGGUCAUCAGAGGUGCGACACUGGAGGGUUCUCUCCAGGGCGUCGCUUUCUACCUCACGCCAGACUGGAGCCGUUUAGCUAACGCACAGGUCUGGAAUGACGCAGCCUCUCAGAUCUUCUACUCUUUGGGCAUUGGGGUUGGUGGGCUGCUUUCAAUGGCAUCUUACAAUAAAUUCGACAACAACGUCAUCAGGGACACUAUCGUUAUCACAAUCGGGAACUGCGGCACCAGCUUCUUUGCGGGAUUUGCUAUAUUCUCCAUCCUGGGUCACAUGGCAUGGAGGAAGGGAGUGCCUGUUGGAGAGGUGGCAGACAGAGGUCCUGGUUUGGCUUUUGUUGCUUAUCCAGAAGCGCUUGCUCUGCUGCCUGGCUCAGUGUUUUGGUCCAUUAUGUUCUUCCUCAUGCUGUUCAUGCUUGGGGUCGAUACUCUGUUCGGUAACAUGGAGGGCAUCACCACAGCUGUACUGGAUGAGUUCCCAAACCUCAGAAGGAACACCUUCCACAAGUCCUUGUUCCUGGGAGCUCUGUGUUUCACCUUCUACCUAAUGGGCCUCCUGUUAGUGACAGAUGGAGGGAUUUACUGGUUCACUCUCAUCGACUCCUUCAGCACCAGCUUCGGCCUCAUCAUCAUCACCCUAUUCAUGUGCAUUGGCAUCUCCUUCUUCUAUGGAGUCAAUCAGUUUUGUCAGGACAUUAUUGACAUGAUCUGCCACUGCCCUCCGUGGUGCAGCAAGGUGCUGAUCUACUUCAAAGCCUGCUGGGUUUUCUGCACACCGUUUCUCCUCCUGUUCAUCCUGAUCUACAUUUUUUUGGAGAUGUACAACACACCCCUCCAUUACGGCUCUUAUGUGUAUCCGCGGUGGGGUAAAGGUUUGGGCGUGUGCAUGGGUGCGACCUGCUGUUUGCAGAUCCUCAUUUGGGCCAUUGUGGCCAUCAGCAAGGAAACUGGCUCUCUACAAGAACGCUUCAGGAAAGCAAUCCGACCUCUGAACUCCUGGAGGGUAAAUAACUUGAACAGUGCAGCUGGAAGCCAGGAGCACGUGGAGCCGGAGCGAGUGGAGGCUCCUUACACCGUCACGCUCACAGACCAGGACUUCACAGCAAUUACAUGGGAAAUGGGAAGCAGUGCAUAAGCAGGCAGCAGGGGGGGAAUCUACAACAAUGAGCAAACUAUGUUUUUAAGAGACCAUUUUUUUUAUUAUUAUUAUUUUUUUGCUACCUGCUCCAGCAAGGCUCUGGUGGCAGAUCAGACUGUGUCCUGCUGGCCAGUGUGGAAUGAAAGAUUUAUUUAUAAUACUGUGUGUGUAUGUAUGUAUUAAUGGUAUUUUUAAGCAAUUUAUCUUGGAUUGAUUAUGUUAUACAAAGGUAAAGUUGAAAAUUAAUUUGAUUCAUUUGUUAUUAUGUCAUUUUACAAACCACAUGUUAAUUGAAAAACCAAGAAGGAAAUCUAUUUAUGCUAAUUUACCUGAAGAAGUGACUGCUUUUCAUUAUCCUGCCAGACUAAACUACUUAGUCAUAAAUAUAUUUUAACCAUGUGUCUUAUUUAAACUGAAUGAAAUGUAUAUAUUGGGAAGAAAUACUUCAUUUAGAAAGUUAUUUUAAAAGUAUUAAAGAAGUGUCUGUACUUUCUCAUAUGCAACAAAUUAUUUUUUUUAUUUUUAUUUUUUAAACUUUGCCUUAUAUGGAUAUGCAUGGAGGGAAAAUUCUACUGGAAAAGAUCCUUCCCACUAUGAAACAUGGUGGUGGCAGCAUCAACCUUUGGGGAUGUUUUUGUUCUUGAGCAGAGUAGCUACAGGAAGGACAAUCCUGAAAACCUGCAGACUGGAAGCAAAGCAAUGUAUUUAUUUUUAUUAGCAUCAUUGUCCUUUAGGCAAAUAUAACAAUAUCGUAGUAAAACUGCAGUGGUAUUGUUGCCAUGUCCUUAAGUAUCAGAAAUGGAUAUUUUUGUUUGUGGUCGUCUGUAGUGACAGAAUGAACAUAAACCUGCAUAUUUGUUUCCACUCUGGUUGCACUUUUGACCCUGUAUCCCUGGAGAUUUAAGUUUGAUUUAAGAGAGCAUCUUAACUGCUCUGUUGCCGCUUGUGUUCAACAAUCUGAGACCAUCACACUGUUGCUUUUCAAACGGUUUCAGUUUUACUUAGAUUUUAUUGUUCCAUGUUAACUUCAGACUCAGAUCUCCAAUUUCUGUUGAACAUUUAUCUGGCUUGUAAUGUACUGAAAGUCUCUCCUUCUCACCUGGUGACAGUUUGCUUAGACGCCAGCUCCCACAUGACCUUGAAUAAAGUCAAAAGAUCUGGAAAAUUACAAAUGAAAUAAAAAAUGCUUAUUCUGUUUUUAU
Gambusia affinis (western mosquitofish) is the source of this 3341-nucleotide messenger RNA. RefSeq names its product solute carrier family 6 member 7 (gene slc6a7). Gene Ontology annotation, molecular function: L-proline transmembrane transporter activity. Gene Ontology annotation, biological process: sodium ion transmembrane transport. The record is from RefSeq and is a predicted model, not a curated record. The transcript has 14 exons. Gene Ontology annotation, cellular component: membrane. Bases 181 to 2136 code for a protein of 651 amino acids. NCBI's taxonomy places the organism in Eukaryota, Metazoa, Chordata, Actinopteri, Cyprinodontiformes, Poeciliidae.